GCCUCUUUGUCAUCUCUUCACUUCAAUAAGUACUCAUCCAGCACCGUGAUUGAAGAGGCGGCGAUCGCGACAUAAGAUCACAUUAAACUUCAAACUUCCUUUCCUUUACACUUCACCUCACAGUCUUUACCAUCAUGUCUUCAGAGUCAGUAUCUUCAGCAUCUUUAAACAUGGACUUGAUGAUGAUCCUGAUACCAUUUUCAAUUAUAGUUUAUGACUACGCCUUGACUUUCACUAUGGAAGUCGAACGAUUUUGGUUACGACCUAGCCGUACAUGGCCCACCCAAUUAUUUUUCGUCAACCGCUACUUGCUGAUUGGUGGACGCAUUCCUAUGAUGGUCCAGGCAACUCUCCCAACUAUUUCACCCCAUAGUUCAGUAUGUCGUGGCUUUCAACUUUGCAGCCAGGCGACCUUGAUACUGAGUCAAUUAAUCACCGGAGCCUUGAUGAUAAUGCGAGUAUACGCACUGUAUGACCAAAGCCGCCGACUACUCUACGCACUUCUAGUAAUUGCAGUAGCGAUUGUCGCAGAAGCCUGCUGGGCUAUUUUUUCCCCAGUGACUAAUGCCAAUCUCCCUAUUACAUCUAUAGGUUGUGGGGAUCCUCUUUCGUCAGCGGAAGCUUUGCGUACGUAGUAGGGAAGGCUUUCACGACAUGUAGCGAUAUCUCUCAUCCCGAUUCCAUUUCUUCUUAGGUCAAGCGGCGGCUUGGUGCGGUCAACUCGCGUUCGACGUCAUAGUCUUUGUUCUCACUCUCUGGAAGACUUGGCGUGUUGGCUCAGUUGGUGGACGCCCCUUAAUUAACAUUUUACUACGCGAUGGAGUCCUGUAUUUUGCAGUCAUGUCUAUCGCUAACGUUAUAAACGUGUCGACAUUUCUGCUUGCUUCUCCUGAGCGCAGAGGUUCUGCAACAGGAUUCGCAAAUGCGCAAGUCUAAUACUUGUAUAUCCUCCAAUGCUUGGUGCUAAGCUUGAUUUUCUUAGGAUAUCAGCCAUUUUGAUCUCUCGAAUGAUGCUCAACCUUCAUGGUCCUCGUUUAACUUCUAACAUAAGCUCGAGGUCGAAAACAAGCAGCUUACAAGUGGACACCUCACUGUUUCCCAUGGAACCUCUCCCAUCGAUAGUUGUGUCGUCUCCACCGUUUACUGAGAUGGCUGUGCAUGGCAUUAUUGGAGACUUUGGGACUCAUGACGACAUUGCAGAAGUUCCUUGACAUCGUUUGCAUUGAAACUUGUGGCCGUUUGGCAUAUUGCUUUCAAAUUGUAUACUCGAGUGAUGAUACCAGUAACAUGUAUAUUUAGAUUUCGGGAUAUUGAUAACUCAAAGCUUCUAGAUUUAGAUCUGUGCUGAAUGGACGAUUCCUAGAAGAA
Molecule: messenger RNA, 1368 nt
Organism: Serpula lacrymans var. lacrymans S7.9
Lineage: Eukaryota; Fungi; Basidiomycota; Agaricomycetes; Boletales; Serpulaceae
Exons: 12
Coding region: 135-635 (166 amino acids)
Source: RefSeq, a predicted model, not a curated record